GCAACUAGCACAGCCAUACCCAGGCCAGGACCCGUGAUCCAGUGUUGCUCUCAGAUGCUGCUGAUGUUACAGAUAUUGUUGGGAGCACCCUGGGGGGGCGCCCUGACUCUGCCCAGUGAGAACCUUCUGGGGUUCCUAGGACCCUUGGAGAAGCACUCUGAUCUGGAUGACUCCACGUUCCAGGAGUUGCAGAAAUGCCACCAGGACCUUCAGAGCACAAGUUAGACAAGGAGAGCCAGGAGGACCCAGACCCCAGCCUUGUCCAAAAGCACAGACUCCCAGGCUGGAAUGGUGUCCUCAUACUGAAGCCCAGAAACGUGCCCUAGCUUUACUAGGAGCGCCCCCACCUAAAGAUCCUCCCCCUAAAUACACCCCUAGACCCCGCCCAGCUGUGGCCACUGGAGUGUUUACUCUGCAGGCAGGGGGAGGAGGGCGGGACUGAGCAGGCGGAGACCGACAAAGUCCGGGGACUAUAAAGGCCGGUCCGGCAGCAUCUGGUCAGUCUCAGCUCAGAGCCGCAACCAGCACAGCCAUGACCGGGCAAGAACUCCAGACACUGAAUGGUUCUCAGAUGCUCUUGGUGUUGCUUGUGCUCUUAUGGCCGCCGCAUGGGGGCGCCGUGUCUCUGGGCGAGGCGAGCCGCGCAAGUUUCCCGGGACCCUCAGACUUGCACUCCGUAGACUCCAGAUUCCGAGAGUUGCGGAAACGCUACGAGGACCUGCUGACCAGGCUGCGGGCCAACCAGAGCUGGGAAGAUUCGAACACCGACCUCAUCCGGGCCCCUGAGGUCCGGAUACUCACACCAGAAGUGCGGCUGGGAUCUGGCGGUCACCUGCACCUGCGUAUCUCCCGGGCCAUCCUGCCCGAGGUGCUUCCCGAGGCCUCCCGCAUUCACCGGGCUCUGUUCCGGCUGUCCCCGACGGCGUCAAGGUCGUGGGACGUGACACGACCGCUGCGGCGUCAGCUCAGGCUUGCAAGAUCCCAGGCGCCCGCGCUGCACCUGCGACUGUCGCCGCCGCCGUUGCAGUCGGACCAACUGCUGGUGAAGUCUUCGUCCGCACGGCCCCAGCUGGAGUUGCACUUGCGGCCUCGAGCCGCCAGGGGGCGCCGCAGAGCGCGUGCGCGCAACGGGGACCACUGUCCGCUCGGGCCCGGGCGCUGCUGCCGUCUGCACACUGUCCACGCGUCGCUGGAAGACCUGGGCUGGGCCGAUUGGGUGCUGUCGCCACGGGAGGUGCAAGUGACCAUGUGCAUCGGCGCGUGCCCGAGCCAGUUCCGGGAGGCCAACAUGCACGCGCAGAUCAAGACGAACCUGCACCGCCUGAAGCCCGACACGGUGCCAGCUCCCUGCUGCGUGCCCGCCAGCUACAAUCCCAUGGUGCUCAUUCAAAAGACCGACACCGGGGUGUCACUCCAGACCUAUGACGACUUGUUAGCCAAAGACUGCCACUGCGUAUGAGGCGCCCUGGUCCUUAGACUGUGCACCUGCCCUGGGGACGCGACCUUAGUUGUCCUGGCCUGUGGAAUGGGCUCAAGGGUCCUGAGACACCCGAUGCCUGCCCAAACGGCUGUAUUUAUAUAUCUGCUAUUUAUUAUUAAUUUAUUGGGGUGACCUUCCUAGGAACUGGGGGGCUGGUCUGAUGGAACUGUGUAUUUAUUUAAAACUCUGGUGAUAAAAAUAAAGCUGUCUGAACCGCUC
Molecule: messenger RNA, 1699 nt
Organism: Chlorocebus sabaeus (green monkey)
Lineage: Eukaryota; Metazoa; Chordata; Mammalia; Primates; Cercopithecidae
Gene: GDF15
Product: growth differentiation factor 15
Cellular component (GO): extracellular region
Molecular function (GO): cytokine activity; growth factor activity
Source: RefSeq, a predicted model, not a curated record